UAUAUUAUAUAGAUCUAGGCCAGGGCUGGCGAACCUUUUUCAGUCCGAGUGCCAAUUAAUUUCAAUUUAAAAACAAUGAAGAUUGUUGUGUGCCCAGUAGGUCUACUAGUGAAGCAUUAAAAUCCUUCUUUACUUGUUCUUGAAUAUUAACGUGCAAUUUCAUAACUCUCGCUUUAACCGUGUUUCGGCUUAUUGGCAAAUCCUUUAUUCUCUGAAUGACUUUAUCCUUGUUUUGAAAGUCUUCAAACAAAUAAGACGCACAUUCUAACAUUGCUUCCUUGAUAUAAUCACUGUCACUUAAAGGUUUUCCAUGCUUAGCUAUAAUUUUUGAAACUUCAAAACUUGCAGCCACUAAGUUAGAAGAACUUUUAACAAAGUUUACAAAAGAACUGGAUUGUGAAAUCGCUUUUUUUAACUCACACGAUAUAUGUUCUUUUUGCUCAUCCUCGCUUUUGCCUCAAAGCCAGCUGUGAUUGGACUCAUAAUGACGUUUUACUGAUGAUGUCCGACACUUUCCAAACACAUGGCACAUAAGGCCUCUUGUUUUCUCUGUGAAUCAUUCCAUAUUUUCAGUCCACCACUCUUGAAAAGGUCUGCCACUUCCUUCUUCUUCAUUAAGUUUUAUUUUUUUUUACUUUGGAGAAUGACUUGUUAUGGUAAUUAUUGGUAAGACCGACACGUUUUCAGUAUCAACAAAAUGAUUGAAGCUAAGGAGAUCUCGUUCAAAUACGAGAUUUGUCUUGAAAAAAAUUUACUAUGCCCUAUGCUCCCCAAAUGAAACACAGUCAUAUGGAAAAAUUAUAUGGAAUAUGAUCCACUAGCGCUUCUUCCAUAUUAUUUACAGUUCUCGGAAAUAAUUAAACGUUAUUAAUUAUGGUAAUUUGAGAUAUCUGUGAUUUUUAAAAAAAAAAACACAUUUCUUAAUAUCAUCGUCGUCGCAUGCCACACAAAAUCGUUUCGCGUGUCACCUUGGGCACGCGUGUCAUAGGUUCGCCAGCCCUGAUCUAGGCUAUAUAUAAUAUUAAUAUACUUUAUACUGACUAGUAUAUAUAGAUCUAGACUGAGUAUAUAAUCAUAGUCUAUAAUAUAAUUAUAUAAUACAGUGAAAUGAGUGAAUUAUAGUCUACUCUAAGACAGUUGAAUCAAGUUUGCUUUUGUAUCAUCAUUUGUUAUGAUUAUCUUCUCAAUGUAUAAAAAGUUGUCUUAACUUUGAUGGAAAAGAACAAGAAGCAGAUUAACAAAUGCAAGCCACAACUUUUUGUCUUUGAUGUCAAGUCAGCUGGUGCUAUUCAAAAUUAUAACAUGGACUGUGCAAGCACACCAUGUAUAUAAAAAAAAAGAAAGCUGAGUUGAGUAACAUACCAGAAAAUGAAUGCCCCAAACUGGGAGAAAUUAAGAAAAAAUUGGGGACAGUUAAUGGAGCUGCAUCCUGAGUAUAUUUUGCCUAAAUUAUUUGAGAAAGAGGUCUUGACUCAGAAUGAUAUAGAAAACAUCAAAAGUUACACAUCACGUGAAGGCCAAAUGAAAUCUUUAUUGAUGACAUUGAAAUCAAUGCCUGCAUAUGUCAACGCUUUUGGGGAAUUCCUGACAGUGCUAAAAACAGAUCAUCUCUGGUUGGUAGAUAUGAUUACAGAAACUUCAACUUCUUCAGAUGCCUCCAUAUCAGCUGCUGUAAAUCCUGAUAUCCUUGACGAAGAAGCAAAAAGUGUUUUACAGACAUACUUUCAUAGCCAGAAAAGAAGUCAAACUUUGUUGCUAGACAUUAGAAACUGUCUUAAACAGAAUCAUGUUUUCAAGGAUUAUUGUCAGUGGAAUAACAGAAAAUUAAUACACUUCAUAGAGGAAGAAUUUGCUGGAGUGUCUUAUGAUAAACAUAAGAGAAUGUUCAUGAACUUAGAAAAAAAUAAUUUAGAUGAGCUUAUAUCUAAAAGUUCUUGUUCCAUUGGCAAUGGACACUUGUCAGUUGGAGAUAAUAAUAAAGAAAAAAAAGCUUGUGUUAAAAUAAAUGGACCAGUACAAAAUGAGCAUGUACAAACUGGCAAUUCCAAAAGUAAAAGCAAACUGUCAAGAUUGUAUUCUGAUCCCAGCUCUCGAAGCAACAAAAACUCAAUUUCAGUUAAUCGUCAGCACUCCUGGCCAACCAAACUACCACCCACAAACACCUCAACUUUCAAAAAGAGAAGAAAAAGCAAAAAUUCACAGAACAAAUUUAAAGUAAAUUCUGACUCCAAAAUCCCUUCAACUGAAUUGCUUCCCUUUGGGAGCUCAACAAAUUUAUCACUGACUUAUAUACAAGGUCAGCGUUUAAAGCUGAUCUGCAAUAAAACCUGUAAAUUAACUCCUGUGAAAAAUUUCCACAUGGUGCCUAAAAAUGUUGAGAUUUCUCAGGUUUACUUAUACAUUGCAUUGGAAAUAAUAAAGUUUGCAUCUGCAUGUCUCAAUGACUGUCAAAACGGAACAGUUUACUUUGGUGUUGACACUGAUAGAAAAGACCAUGACACACUGGCUGAGAUAGUAGGUGUUCAGGUAUCAAAAAAUGAUCUUGUCAAAACAAUAGACUUUUUUAAGCACCAUGCAUUUGCUGCCAAAGUUAGAGAGGCAGUUAUAGAAGCUCUUCAUGAGCCACGUCUUGUGCCAGUAGAUAACAGAGAGGGUCAGCGAACAGGACUCUUUGUCAUAGAAGUUGAUGUGGCUCCUCAUUCUGCUGUUGUUGGUGAUUCCAUUUUCCGAAUCAAAUCAUUCCCUCAGAACACCAGAAAACAAAUAGCCAGUUUGUACACUUUCAAUAAGUUUGGCCUCCCAGAACCAAUUCAACUUCACAAGUUCAGGAAGCUUCAUUCAUCUCACACAGAAGCUAGACAGAGAGAAGAAAAAGAAAUGAUUUCAUCAUCUUCAGCAUUAUCAAUGAAAUGUUGGAUCAGACGUAUCUUAAUUCUUUUAAUGGUUAUUUCUUUGUUGUUGUCUUUGCCAUUUGUUUCCUUUAUAUUCUAUGGCACUUUAACUUUUGAAAACCUACUAGAACCAUCUAAAAAUCCACUUCACAAUCUGUGCUCACAUCUUUCCAAUAUUAAUAAGGAAAAGUUAUGGACAACUUAUGUGCCAUAAAUAUGUCUUUUCAGAAUAGCCUUUUUUUGUAUCCAAAUUUAAAAUAAAUUUAGGGAUUCAAAUCUUAACCUGUGGACAAACACAUGAAUAAAACUGGAUCAAUGGAAUUUUAAAUCCAGAAUUAUAAAGUAAUUUAAAAUAGCUUGUACUAAAUAACAAAUUAUAAAAUGGCAUUUGUUUGUCCUAUGAUAAAGAAUAUUAUAAUUUAAAGUGAUAAUAUGAAUAUGUCUUCUCCAACAAGAUUAUGAGCAUGAAAUAGGUAGUCCUUUUAUUAAUGAAAAGAUUCAAACUUUGUUUAUGAUUUACAGCUUAUGGAGAAAUAAUACAUAGGCAAAAUGUACUUAAAACCAUUGUGAUAUGAUUGUACUAUACAUUGCUGCUUAUAAUGGCAGCUUAUUAUAUAUCUAAAUGAAGGCAAUACUGAUGAUCUUUCAAUUUAUAAAAUGCUGAUAACGCCUUAUUUUUAAAUAUGUACAGAUUUAGUUUCAUAAAUGUAUUAUAUAUUUUAUUGUAAUCAAUUUUUAAAAAUGUUUUAAAAUUUUGAAGCCUCAACAAAAAAAAAUGCAUUGGUACAUAUAUAUAAAUAUAUAUUUUUUGAUCAUAUUGUUGUUUAAAUUUUUUUUUUUUUUUGCCUUUGUAAUCGUAAAGUAACUUUUAAAGAUAAUAAACUAUGCAUAAUUAUUUUUUUUUAAUAUUUACAGAUAAUUUACAAAUUUGAUCAGUACUACUGAAUGCACUCUUAAGUUACAAUUUCUAUAUGAUUGCUAUUUAAAAAAUAUGUUUGACUUUGCUGUAGUACCUUACAAACAUUAUUUGAAAACGUUCCUAAUUUCUCCCUUGUAAGGAAUAACAAAAAAAUCCUAAGUCUCAUUAAUGUUUCAGAACUUCAUAUUAUCAUCAUAAGAUCUGCAAGAUUUUCGGGAAAAAUACGUUUCAAAGAAGCAUGAUGAAAAAAGGCUACUUUGCAUAAAUAUAUUUAUAUAUUAAUUAAAGUUUUGGUUUCUAAGGAAAUGUAUUAUUUGUUACCAUGUUUUAGUGAUCUCUUACUGAUCUUUAUACCAAAUCUGCUGAUCCAUGAGUGUUGGUGACAAAGAAUCAGUGACUCUUAACCUACCAAACUAUUUCUCUACCUCGUUAUUUGAAAGAAAUGUUUUUCACAACAGAUGUUUUUAAUUAAUUUAUAACAUCACAAUUUGCCUACUUUAUUUUGACUUGCAACAUAUGACUUUUGACUUUAAAUAUUCAUAGUACAUGUAAACAUAAGUAAAGUACACAUUGUUUUAAACAAAUUUUGUUGUUUGUUUGUUUUUUUAGAACAAUGUUCACAGAAAAAAAAUUGGCAUUUUAUGUAGAAAAGUUAACAUUUUUAGAACUAAUGGCAGUUUUACAAUGAAUUUUGUUUGUGUGAUCUUUGGCUUACAUUUUGUAUCAAUUUUACUUUGUGAAAAAAAGAUGUAUUCAAUGUGAUGAUAGCAGAUAUUUGUGGUAAUUAUUUUUUUUUUAAUUUCCAAAAUGAAAUUUAAAAUGAAAAAAAAUAUUUAAUAAGUUUUGAAGUUGUAUGCAAAAUGAAGUUUUUGAUUGUUUAUUUAUUUUUUUAUUAAACCACAGAUGAAAUCAAUUCUAAUUUUUUUUUUUUGGUCAACUAGAAAUUUGCUUUGAUGAUUUAUUUAUAUUAUUCUAGAAGUGAAAAUUAUGUCAUCAAAAGGUUUCUUAAAGUUUGAUGUUCCAUAGAAAUUUAAUGUUCACGUGGCUUCCAUUAUAUGUACGACGGAAUGGUCAUCCUAUGGUUAGUUAAGCAGCUUUUCAUAAUGUAUUUUUUAUAUUUUUCUUAAAGCAGUUUUAGUUUUCAUGGACCAUGAACAAACAGUGUACAUGUAAUGUUAUAUUGAAAUGUUUGAUACUGGAUGGUUUGGAAGUACUGUUAUUGGGUUUUGCUGAUGGCAACUUACUAUUAAUACAAGCACAUUUUAAAAAAAAUGAUGGGGUGCCUACCAUGAUGUAGCUUGCUGAAUAGGAAAGGCAGGGAGCAUACUAAAGUCUAAGUUUUAAAAAUUGUGAUUUAUUGAAAUCAUUCCCUUUUACGUUUUUUUUUUAAAUUGUUACUGAGGCUACUAUUGGUUUGUUGUGAAUUGUGGUUGCUAACCUUAAAAAUUGCACAAUGCAUAACAAUGGUGUCAAAGUUAGGUAACUCUUAUCACUUAAAUAGGAUGUUGCAUAUGGUGUGACAUUUGAGUUUUCAUACCAGUAAAAAAAAAGAUUGUUUAUCUUCACACGCAAUCAUUAUAAAGGCCUCAACACUGUACAAAACCACAAAUGCAAUAAAAUUUAUUUAUACUUAUUGACAACAUUUAAAUGUAAUUUUCAAAGACGUCUUGUCUUUUUAAAUACAUUUUUAAACAUAUCUCCUCUCUAUUCAUUGACAAAGGAUUGGAGGCAUCCUGAGGUCUGAGUGACACUUUUAGUUUAAUUUUUCAUAUUUGGAUUCAUAUAUUUUGCCUUGACAUGAAGUCAAUAAAUGUGUAAUAAUCUCAUCAUUAUUUAAAUUUUUUUUUAGAGACAGUCACAUUCCUUGGAAUGUUUGAUUCGUAAAUGUUUUUCUUUCUACUAUGAAUAAUUUGUUUUGAUUAUAUAUAUUUUUUAUGUUCUAUUUUGUUAUGUUUGCAUUCUUAAUGUACAUUUUAUACUUCUGAUGGAUUCAUUGUGUUAUUUAUGACUGAUUUUUGAAAAAUAAAAAAACAAUGAGUUCAUGUAUAAUAUAAUACAUAAUAAGUUUUAUUUUAUUUUCUUGAUUAGACAUUCAGGAUAUGUUUCUAGAAAUCAAGUGCACAUGCACACAUACUGAUUUAUAACCAAAUCAUUCUCACCAAAUUAAGGAUAUACAGACAAUCUCUCUAUUUAAAUCUUGUCCUAUGUAUAGUUGUUCACAUUGUUCAAGUUAUAGAUGAACCUAGAAGCAUAGGAACUAUAAACAGAGAUAAAUAAAAAUAUGGCAACACACUCUUUCCAUUUUAUGCAUAAUCAUGUAAAAAAAAUAUCACAAAUCUUCUAGUGUGUUAUUGACAACAUUCAAAUAUAGUUUU
Messenger RNA from Biomphalaria glabrata, 6185 nucleotides. RefSeq lists its product as uncharacterized. Lineage: Eukaryota; Metazoa; Mollusca; Gastropoda; Planorbidae. The transcript is spliced from 8 exons. Gene Ontology annotation, biological process: regulation of apoptotic process. The record is from RefSeq and is a predicted model, not a curated record. Bases 1369 to 3105 code for a protein of 578 amino acids.